AAUAGAAUUGACACGACUUUUCGCAAUUUUGCUUACUCAUAUAUUGCAGGAGAAUCUCUUCGUUUUCUUUUAUUAAUUAAGCAAGCAAUAGUGUCUUGUGCAACGUAUGGUUAUAAGAUAUCUAAUGCGCGCAAUUAUUAAUGGAAAGAAAUAAAGAUACAUAUAUAUCAUGCCAUCUUUGAGAUUAAUGUCAUUUUCGUAAUCUUUUUUCUGCAAUAACAAGUAAGAGAAAAUUUCAUUUUUUUCCUGACGGGAUACAAUUGAAUUUGUGUGUUGCGAGUGUGUUCAAUCGGUGUACAUAGAAAUUAUAAUAGAUCAAGAUUCAUACAUGACUAUAGUCGAUUUUUCAUCGUUUUAUCAACGAAUAUUAUUAUUAUAAAUUUCCUUACAGGAAGGUAAUGAAUCAUUAGACAAGAGUCGCGUACGGGCGUCAUCCGUCAUAGCGAUAUAUUAUGCGACAUGGUAGGGCAUAUAACGUACGAUAUAUAAUACGGUACUGAACCCGAUAGUAAAGAAAACAAAGGAAAAGAAAAGAAUCGACGCGAGUCUACUUAACGCAACGCUCGAUUGGCAAAUGUUGGCAAGCUUUGACGACGACGCGAGUGACGAGACGACAAAGCCAAAGCGAAACGCAGCGCGGAACCGCUUGGAAUCCUCCGUAUUCCAUGGCGCCGUCGCCGUUGCCGUGGUGCGAGGCGCCCAUGUGAGUCGCUGCAGCCCUGGCUUUCUGGAAAUCGUCAGCGGUCCGGGGCCAUUAAACGCGUUAUAUGUGUCUUGCAAUUUGAUCCCGCGGCGCUCACAGUGCAGUGCCCUGAUCGGAGAGUAAUUUACGCGAAUUCCUGGGCAUCCGGGUCUCUGUGCGGCGCUAGACCUUCUGGGUUCCUUCUCACGCCCGAUGCCACCGUUGUCCCUCCGCUCCCGUUGUCGCGCAGCAUCCGACACACUCGUCGAACCGUACGUCGACGGUCGACGGUCGACGGUCACUAGGAAGACGGUGUGCGCGCACACAGCAUUGUCUUGCCGAUUCUUCGAAUAAAUAAAUGCAAGUUUCUGAGUAAUGCAGGGCAUGAUGCCGGUUAAGACAAAAUCACGUGUUCCCGAAAAUAUGGGGGUCACAGGUGGACUGGUGGAUGCCCGUGCUAAGCAAGUUUUAAGAGAGGCCGUAGAUGCAGUCGUUAAUAGCUUUGCAAAACAUAGUCAAGGUUAUGGCAGAGUAAAUGUUGUGGAAGCAUUGCAAGAAUUUUGGCAGAUGAAACAAGCCAGAGGAACAGAAUUGAGAAAUGGUGCACUAGUUAUUUAUGAAUCCGUUCCUGGCGCCAAUCCACCUUACAUUUGCUAUGUAACGCUUCCUGGAGGAUCUUGUUUCGGAAGCUUUCAAAACUGUCCCACAAAGGCAGAAGCACGCAGAUCAGCUGCAAAAAUCGCGCUAAUGAAUUCUGUAUUUAAUGAACAUCCAUCGCGUAAAAUUACCGAUGAUUUUAUUGAGAAAGCUGUUGCAGAGGCAAGGGCUAGCUUUGCCAAACCUUCAGCAACGUCAAAUGGAGUUGGUAGCACAGCACAAGGAAGUGGUGACGAGAAAGAAGAUCCAAACACAGGUAUAGGUGCGUUUCGUUUUAUGUUGGAAUGCAAUCGUGGAAGAACAAUGUUGGAAUUCCAAGAGCUAAUGACAGUCUUUCAAUUGCUUCAUUGGAACGGCUCUUUAAAAGCCAUGAGAGAGAGGCAGUGCAGCAGACAGGAAGUAGUUGCGCAUUAUAGUCAUCGGGCAUUGGACGACGAUAUGCGUAGCCAAAUGGCGUUAGACUGGGUUGCUAGAGAGCACGAGAGUGGUGGCGGGAUCGUGGCAAUGGAAUUGGCCUUGGCCGAGCGUGAACUUGAAACUGCCCGAUUAGCGGGACGAGAACUUAGAUUUCCAAAAGAAAAGAAAGAUAUAUUAAUGCUCGCACACGCGCAGGUCUGUCCGCAGUGAAUUCUAACACAAACGUUGUUGAGAUAAAUAACGCAUAAGACUGGUCUUUCGCGAAGAAUAAGUUUUGAGAAAGAAAAAAAAAAUAGUUAAAUUUAAAAUUGCUUUAUGAAGACCGUUUUUACUUUUAAUUCUUUUUAAGGCCUAUUUUGUGGCGAAAAUAUUCCGUCCUUUUUAUAUAAAGCACAUUUCUUUAUAGAGCUUUUCUUUAUAAAGCAUUUCUGGUGAUAAUAGAUCUUAAAUGGGAUAUUUUGAUAUAUAGAAAUACUUUAGUAUAUAUAAAAAAUUCGUCUAAGAGUUACAAAGGUAUACACUUGCAUUUUUACAUAUAUACAAGUUUACUUAUAUGUGUAUAUAUUUUGGGCUUUGUCUUCCAUUAUCUAUAUUUCGGAAAAUAUUUCUGCUUAAUCGUUAAGAGUACAAUUCGGUCAAUAGGAUCGGCAGACGUAAUUUCACAAUGCACGUUCGGAAUUGAAAAAGGAUAUAAAAUAUGUGCGCGCGCGCGUGCGUGUGAUAUUCACAAUAAUUGUAAACUAUAAACAGAAUUUUUAAGAUAAAAUUUUAAGAUAACGAUUAUACAAACAGGGUAGGUAUAUAUAAAAGCGACACAAUUCAUUUUUAUGAUUUAUACGCUGAGACUAUAAAUUUUAAAUAACUUACAUUACGUAUUAUAAACGGAAGGAAACUAUUAGUACACAACAAUAUUCUUUAAGUGAAACGGUUUUUUAUAUUUUGCAAGUUAAAUACUUGCUUUUAUCAAUAUAUCACGCUUGAAAAUAUACUGAAGAAAUAGAUUAUAUCAUUCUAAUACUCAUUCACAUAUUGCUGUUAUAAAUCAGUAUGUUUUAUAUAUGCCAAUUUGAAAGUGAAUAUAUCACUUUCAGUUGAA
Molecule: messenger RNA, 2852 nt
Organism: Wasmannia auropunctata (little fire ant)
Lineage: Eukaryota; Metazoa; Arthropoda; Insecta; Hymenoptera; Formicidae
Gene: lft
Product: LIX1-like protein
Exons: 4
Coding region: 1058-1966 (302 amino acids)
Biological process (GO): autophagosome maturation
Cellular component (GO): cytoplasm
Source: RefSeq, a predicted model, not a curated record